Messenger RNA from Coregonus sp. 'balchen', 2801 nucleotides. The record is from the annotation of a GenBank genome assembly. NCBI's taxonomy places the organism in Eukaryota, Metazoa, Chordata, Actinopteri, Salmoniformes, Salmonidae.
GGAAUGUAGCGUAGCUAAAGUUUUGGAUGUUGUCUGCCAUAAACCCCACAGAUGAAGAAGAAGCGUAGCUAAAUAAUAAAGACGGUUACAAGAUUUAGAAGAUGGUUCUGAAUUUCCCUUCCUAGCCCUACGAAAAAGCGUACAGUUACUGUAUCUUCGAACGAAGCGUGCUGUUGUUGUGGUGAAUAUCUCUAAUCAUACAUUAGCCUGUUAUAACCAAUCAAUUCAGCUGUGUCAUAUUUACCUCUAUCUCAUCUCUCUUUUCUGUGUGGAUUCAGAUUGUCAUGGUGGAAAAUUCUCCCUCCCCCCUGCCAGAAAGGGCCAUCUACGGCUUUGUUCUGUUCCUUGGCUCACAAUUUGGCUUCUGUAAGUCCCAGUUAUAUGUUCUUUGUGUUUAGUCUGUUUAAGGCAAUGACUGUUGAAGUUGGGGAUUCAAUACCAUAUUAUUCUCUGUAGGCUAUGUGAAAAUGCCAAAUGUGCUCUCAAAUGUAGUGUCAAUCUGAAUUUUUUAUGUACUUUAUGUUUUUUACCCAUUUCUGCUCGUUCUGCAGUUUUGUAUUUGGUGUGGGCCUAUGUACCAGAUGAAUGGCUUCAUUCAAUAGGGCUUACUUACUGGCCUCAAAAGUAAGUUAAUCGAAAUGAGUCCACUGAACAUGUUCAUGAUUUACCUAAUAAUCCAUAUAGAAAAAUAAUACAUCAUUAUAUCAGGUAGAGCUACCAUACUGAAUUUAUUGACGUUCGGCUAAUCUUUUUCCUUGAGACCUGUAUUUUGUAUAUUACCCAAGAUGGUCGUGAGCCAUCACUAGCCGGCUACCACCCGGUUACUCAACCCUGCACCUUAGAGGCUGCUGCCCUAUAUAAAUAGACAUGGAAUCACUGGCCACUUUAAUGGAACACUAGUCACUUUAAUAAUGUUUACAUACUGCUUUACUCAUUUCAUAUGUAUAAACUGUAUUCUGUUCUACUGUAUUUUAGUCUAUGCCACUCCGAUAUUGCUCGUCCUAAUAUUUUAUAUAUUUUUUAAUUACAUUCUUUUACUUUUAGAUUUGUGUGUAUUGUUGUGAGUUGUUAGAUACUACUGCACUGUUGGAGCUAGGAACACAAGCAUUUGGCUACACCUGCAAAACAUCUGCUAAAUAUGUGUAUGUGACCAAUACAAUUUUAUUUGAUUCGUUUUUGUUUUUUUUGUACCAUCUGCUGUCUCUGUAGGUAUUGGGCUGUUGCUGUGCCAAUCUAUCUGCUGGCUGCAGUAGUAGUCUGUGUAGUCAUGUUGUUUGGGGUGAACAUGAUUAACACUGCUCCACUCAGCUCAGUGGACAACAUAACAGGUAAGCAUCAGGUUCAUCUGGUUCCUCCAGAUGUCUGGAAGGUUCUACAAUCACUCUACUGUUGUGAAUUCCUAUCUUUGUCCCUGUUUUAAACCAAGAAGUCCCAUUUGAGAUGAAAAUAAAAAUGUUUUGUAGUAAGUCAUGGCCAAGAAAGGAAACUCAACUCCAUAAUUGUAUAUCAUAAAACAAUUAGGCUAACACACGACAGUAUUUACUACCUAGAAGUUUUUAGCGCUACAGGAUUUUGUACCAUGGAUUUGUUUUCUAUUAGGUUUUCUAAUAUCUGUCUCUCUUAAUCUAGUAUCCUUCACUGUAACCUAUAGCCUACCUUAUUGUCGAACAGAUGUCUAUGCCAGAGGUCAGCGGAUAGAUGACUGCCAGAAGAGGGCCAUACCCAGAUUAAAGGAUGUCUCCAUCAGUGAAGUGAACAGAAUUUUCUAUUUAUCACCUCAAUGACAACCAGAUUUGUCGCAAAGUGAAUACAGGACUAGGAAGAAUGGCAUUACCUCAGUGAGGAUGCUGACUAAGAAAAUUAACAAAUAGCUGAUUGAUGCUAUGUUUUAUAUGCACUGCAGAGAUAAUUCCUUGAUGGAAAAGUGUUUUCUCAUGAUACUUAUUAAGUAUUUGUUAAGCGCUACUGUUUUUUCCCUAUUGUAAAUGUCUUCCAAAUUAUUUCAUUUUUUUAUUGCACUUUUCCUUUUGUUUUGGUAUAUGAAUGAUUUUGGCCUGGAUUCACAAGUCGUCUGAAAAUAAAUCUCAGAAGCUCCUCAAGAAGAGCAUUCCGUAGAAAGUUAUUGGAUGCAGUUUUGUAACAUUUAUCACAAACUUCACACACAUUUUCAUGUUAAUAUGUUCAUUGUUCAUUAUCUUCUCACCAAGUUCAUUUCUUAAAACCAUGUGAACUGAUUUUAAUUAUUAUAUUUGUAUAGGACUCCAGGCUGUGGAUAUCCAUUUCAAUUAUCAGAGAAAUGUCAGCUGUCUUGUCACAUCUUGCUAUCUUUCUGUCUAUAGUCCACUUUACACUCAACACCUGUCAAAGGUAACUGGAAGUGCAGCACAAAUAUAGACUAUAUGCAUCAUUUUUCUAUAUGCUGCUGAGCUGAGGGUAGACAACCAAUUUACCUCUGUUUGCUGCAUAUGUUAUUUAGUUUAUUUUGCAUUUGAACAUUGUUUAUUAUAAAUCAACGCUGUUGAUCAAUGGUAUUGAUCUUGCAACAUACCUGUAUGAUAUAAUGGUCCACCAUCCACUGUGUUGAGCCUGUGGUCUUAUUUGAAGGCUCGGGACAAGCAGAGGGCAUUUUUGUCGCCAUAACUGGCAUCACUCCUCACCGUUGGAGUUUGCUGAGGUUUUAGAUGCACCUUUUCCAUCACCUCCAUGUGACAGGACAAAUAUUUGACUUGCAGAUGAACCCUGGGCAGCCAGGUGACCUGACCACAGCAGCUUGCACAUCAUCUGUGGUCCUCUGUAGCUCA